Tetrahymena thermophila SB210 is the source of this 2679-nucleotide messenger RNA. Its product is annotated as telomerase component p95. The transcript has a single exon. The record is from RefSeq and is a predicted model, not a curated record. Lineage: Eukaryota; Ciliophora; Oligohymenophorea; Hymenostomatida; Tetrahymenidae.
AUGAAAAAAACUACAAUUGCAUCACUCGAAGGUAAUCAGAAAUAUCUUGAUUUUACUUUAUCAAGAUUAAAUAUUUACAAAAGUUAAAUUGAAAUUUAUAAGAUUGAAUAGCAAGAAAUUAAUGAAAGCGAUCUUAAGCUUUUAAAGUUUUUGAAUUUAGAAAGGGCUAAACAUACAGAUGAAAGUGCAGAAGGAGAUAACUGCAAUGAAUAGAAAAGGAUAUUAUUUCAAAGAGUUAAUUUUAUUAAGAGAAAGAUUGAUAUACUUCAAAAGGUUAGAAGAUAAUUAGAAAGAGAAUUGUAUUUGGAUGAUGAAUUAAAUAGAAAAAAUGGAUUAUCAGACGAUUAAGUGAAAGAAGCCUAAUUAAACAAAAUUAGUUAAGAACCAGAUAAAUAUAGUAAUUUGGUUUUGAAUUUGGACUACGAAUUAAAUUUAACUUAGGAAAGUAGAAGUAAAGAUGGUUAUGAUGUUGAAUAGUGGUUUAAUUUAUAAAAAGUAGAUUUUAGAACAUAAGCAACUAUUUAUGCUGCAGAUUCUAAAUAAAAUUUCUAUCGUUGGAUUUAAAUCUUUUAAAAUAAAAAUGAGUAUUAGCAUCUUUAUUUGUACAUCCAUGGCUUAGAAACUGAGACAGAAUUUUUUUAAUUUGAUGAUUUUAUUUCAACACUAAAAAUGUUUGAUAUCUGUUUCUAAACAGUUACUAUUGAUGUUCAAUUUGAAAAUAAUCUAUGCAUACUUGCUUUAUUAAGAUCUUUGAUGUCGAUAAAUAGGUUUAAUAUCCUUAACAUAACAACAAAUUCCUCCUUUUCAUAUAAGAGAAAAAAAAUUUAUUUAUAGUAAGUUGGUGAUCUUAUAGAAUCUAUAUUUACUGUUAUUUUCUCACAUCGCCAUUUGCAAGGCAUCAAGCUAUAGCUUCCACCUGAAUCAUUUGAUUUUUUACAUAAAAUUACUUAAUAAAUUAAUGCAAAAAAAAGCCAACUAAAAGUUUACUGCUAAGCUUCUGAUUAUAAGUUCGCUAAUUCAAGCAAGGUAUCAGACUACUUUUAGUUUUUGGCUUAAAUCCCUCAUUUAGCUCACAUAAGCUAAUACGCUAUUCCAAUUAGAACAGAAGAUGCUGCUAAUAACCUCAAUUUUAUACUUAAAAAAGUUUAAUCAGCUUGUCUUAAUUUAAUUACUGUACUCCCAUAAUUUAAUUUUGAGUUUUAUUUCUCUAAUUUAAAACAUCUAAAUUUGGAACUCAGUAUUGAUCCUUAAAUGUUUUCAAAUUAAAAUCUUGAAAAUCUACUUUUAAGUUUGAAAGAAGCAAAAAUGUUAACUUCUCUUAAAUUAUACUUUUACAAUUGUGUGUAUUAUCCUGCUUAAGAAACUCCGAAAAGCUAAGCAUUUAACUAAUUAACGGAAAUCAAAAGAGAAGAAAAUUCAGAAAUUAAAGGAGAGACUCAUAGAAAUAAUGUAUUUACUACUAAAAUAAAAAAUUAAUUUGAUGGCUAAUAACAAGUAACACAAAAUAUUAACUAGAAUCUUAACACCUAUACACAUACUCCUAUUUAAAAAGUAAAUAGUAUGAAAUUAUUUGACAAUCUUUCUGAAUUAACUGAGCUUGAAGACUUUAACAUUACAAUUCAAGCAACCUAAGAAAUAUAUGAUAGCUUGCAUAAACUUUUGAUAAAAUCAAUAAGAUUAAAGAAAUUCUAAUUAAAAUUAAAUUAAGCAUAAAAGUAAAAUAAAAUUGUUGACUUGGGAAAUAUUUAUAAAACCUUGAAUGACUUAAAGUAGGUAUCUGUGAAGAUUGAAACUGAAAAUAUUUGCGUUUCAUACUAACUUCUGAAUGAGUAUUCUAAUUUUUAUUUCUUUGACUUAAAAUUAAGCUAAGAAUCAAAUGAAUUUAAAUAAAUUUUCAAUUAAUAUGAAUUUUAAUUUGAGAAUAUAAAAUAAAUAAGAAUUUAAUAGAAAUAUUUAGAAAAUUUAGAAAAUUUGAAUGUUUUAUGCAAAUCUUUAUCUUCUUGCGAUUCAUUAAAGAAUAUUUAGCUUAUUGUUCAUUUAAAUUACAAUCAUAAUUUACUCAAAAAUAUCUAGAGAUAGCCUAUCAACAUGCCUGAAUUACUUUUUUUCAAAUAAUUUGAAUAUCUUAAGUAGUUAGAAAAUAUUUAUAUUGACUGUGUCGUUGAUUAACACAUACUGAACUCUAUAUCUGAAUUCUUAGAAAAUUGUUAACUCAUUAAGUCAUUUAUUUUGAAAAAGUAAGAUGUACCAUAAUAUUAUCUUGACUAUUCAAAUAUUUUUAAAAGUCUUCAGAAAUUACCUUAACUAAAUUAAGUUUUCGUAAGCUAUUAAUCGGAGUAUCUAAAAAUUAGUGAUAAACAUAAAUAAGCAUGGGAAAAGCAUAAGCUAAACACUUUCUACUAGCCAUUGUGCGAAUUUAUCAAAGAAUCAUCUUAAACUCUUUAGCUAAUAGAUCUGGAUGAAAGAUAGAUAGAUGAUUAACCCUUAACAAAAAUAUUGUAAUCUCUUAUCGACUCAAAAUUUCAUCACUAUGUAAGAAUAAAUCCUUUUUUACAAUAAACAAUCAUUUAGUAAAAAGAUAAAAAAUAUUACUAGCUUCUCGAAGCAUGUAACUAAAAAGGACUUUUAGUUUAAGGCUAUUUUAAAUUCCCUCUAAGUUAGCCGACUGAUCCUUACUGA